AUGAAGACCAUCUGGAACGAUAAUCAUAUCUCUCUAAGUUCAAAGAUCAGACUAAUGCGCUCCCUGGUUAUCUCAGUACUGUUGUACGCCUGCGAAAUCUGGACAUCGACAGCGGACAUCCUGAAGAAAUUGUAGGCCACUGAGAUGUAGACUGUUCACAGCCCUCUAUUUUCCCGUAAGAUUGUCGAGAUCGAUUGGGUUACGGGCUACCAUCUUCCAUGAGUGUCAAAACUACUUAGGGGGCGGGGGCGGUUUAGGAGAAAAUAAUUGUAAUCCCCGACGCCCGCCCCCUCGGUACAUUUAAAAAUCAAGGUAGCCGUCAUUAAAGGUAAGACGUGCUACAUCUCGACGAUCUCACGAAAAAAUAGGGGACUCUGAACAGUCUAAGUGAGAUGAGAUGCUUUAGAAAACUGCUUGGCAUCUCAUACAGAGACCACAUCACCAAGGAUGCAGUCAGAAACGGAAUCAGGCAAGCCGUUGGGCCCUAUGAUAAUAUGUUAACCACGGUAAAGAAACACAAGUUAAAGUGGUUUGGGCAUGUAUCAAGAUCGGCAGGGCUUGCCAAGACAAUUUUGCAAGGAACAGUGCAUGGAGGGAGAAGAAGAGGCCGAAAAAAGGUUGAAGUUUUGCAACACCGUCAGAAAAUCUGAAAACAAAAUCAAAUGGAGGGAAAGGGUUGCUAUGUCCGUGGCGCCCCAACGGUCACCAUGACUACGGGAUAGGUGCAAUAUAAUGUGCAAGGUAAUGCGAGCAACGGCUCCCGUCUCGCGGCGGAAUCGAUGCUGUCCCCAUAAGAAGUCCACCGGAGGGCGGUAACUGUGGUGAGCCUCGGUGACUACGAGAUAAUUUCGCAUGAAUGAGAGACCGAGUCAACUGCGGUACAUCAGGUUCGGGCAGAUGCCUCUUUAUCCUUACCCGGAAAGCCGGAAUCCAUCUUAGUAGAAGAAGGGAGACUCCGAACUGGUGUAGCCAUUGUGCUAGAAAAAACAUCUUUAUUGGCAUCUGGACUGGAGAACCUUAAGAAAGACAGGGAAAUUGAAAGAACUGACAUAUGGGCAGGUACCGCUGGAACAUCUUAG
Molecule: messenger RNA, 1079 nt
Organism: Porites evermanni
Lineage: Eukaryota; Metazoa; Cnidaria; Anthozoa; Scleractinia; Poritidae
Source: the annotation of a GenBank genome assembly